UUUUUUUUGUACUGCUACGGUAACCUACUAUCGAAGGUCGACCAAGAACUACUUCAAGGGACAAACAAACACACAAACAAAGAAACUGACCUACCUUCCUCCCUGGAGACAGGUGGGCUUAGCAUAAUCUACCUCAUGUCUUCUUCGUCGCCCGUCGCCGCAUAAUAAGCCCAACCACACGACCCACCAUCAUGAACACCGACGAGAAGAUCUACCCCUCCGGGCAGCACUAUUCGGGCAGCAACCGGAUCCCCAGCAUCAAGCAGUUCGUCGAGUCGCUGGACCGGCAAAAGAAGGACCGCGAUGCCCAGAUCGACGCCCAGCUCAAGGCCAACCACCACCAUGGCGAGGUCAGGGACCACCUCCCCGCCGACCAGCGCAAGCCGGGCAAGAACCGCCGCACCGUGCGCGACCCGACGACCGGCAAGGACGUCGAGAUUGAGGACAUUGGCUCCCACCACAUGAAAGCCGCCGACGAGCCCAUGAUCACGGUCCCCAAUGCCAACCUGGGCAAGGAGACAACCAGACAGACGACCUCGUCCCAGUCGGGCGAGGAGUACCGCGUCGCGCAGGACGUGACGGCCCCGCCCGACCCCGUCGCCGAGGGCGCCACCUCGGACGUGCCCAUCCACGGCGAAAAGACGAACGUGCUCUUCCACCCGACCCCGAGCGUCAGCUACGAGCCCAUGUUCGCCUCCAUCGAGGCCCGCGCCAACGUCCUCUGCGCCUUCGUCUUCCUCGCCAUCGUCUUCCUCGGCAAGGCCCUGGGCGGCGGCAGCCUGUGGGCGCUCGUGCCCCUCGGCGCCGCCGUCGUCUCGGGCGUCUUCCUCUGGGCCAAGGACCUGAUCCGCCAGGGCCGCGCCGCCGAGUGGAGCGCCGAGCAGAAGCGGGGCGAGACCGCCGUCGUGAACCUGAUCCCCGAGUCGGUCGAGUGGCUCAACACGGCCGUCGGCCUCAUCUGGGGCCUCGUGAACCCGGACAUGUUCGCCGCCGUCGCCGACACGCUCGAGGACGUCAUGCAGGCCAGCGUCCCGCGCGUCAUCGAGCACGUCAAGGUCAACGACCUCUCCCAGGGGACCAACCCGCUGCGCAUCCUGAGCCUGAGGGCCCUGCCCGACCGCCACGUGCAGGACCUGAAGGAGGAGAUCCAUAAGCGGGACGCCAAGGUCAAGGACCCGCAGGAGCUGGCCGCCGAGGAGGAGAGCGGCGACUUCUACAACCUCGAGGCCGCCGUUGCCUACCACUCGCUGCCCUCGUCCGCCGACGUGUCGUCCAAGGCCAAGAACAUGGGCAUGCAGCUCGUCUUCUACCUCGGCAUCAAGGGCCUGUUCGGCCUGCCCUUCCCCAUCUGGGUCGAGCUGAACCGGCUGGUGGCCACCGUCCGGCUGCGCGUCGCCCUCGAGCCCAACCCGCCCUUCGUCAAGACGCUCAGCUUCACCCUCAUGGGCCUGCCCAAGGUCGAGGCCAGCUGCGUGCCGCUCGUCGAGAAGGGCGCCAACAUCCUCAACCUGCCGCUCAUCUCCAACUUUGUCAACUGGGCCAUCGCCACCGCCGCCAGCAUGUACGUCGCCCCCAAGUCCAUGACGCUCGACAUCGGCAAGAUGCUCGUCGGCGACAACAUCAAGAAGGACACCAACGCCCUGGGCGUGCUCUUCAUCCGCAUCCACAAGGCCGUCGGCCUCAGCAAGCAGGACCGCCGCGGCAGCGACGGCGGCGGCUCCGACCCUUACAUCUGCGUCUCCUUCUCCAAGUUCGGCAAGCCGCAGUACUGCACCCGCGUCAUCCAGGACGACCUCAACCCCAUCUUCGAGGAGAGCUGCGCGCUCCCCAUCACGGUCGACGUCAUCAAGGCCGACGAGCAGCUCUCGCUCGAGCUGUGGGACAGCGACCGGUCGUCGGCCGACGACGUGGUCGGCAAGGUCGAGAUGAGCAUCCAGAAGCUGAUCCAGCACCCGGGCAGGAUGUUCCCCCAGGUGUCCAAGCUCAAGGGCGUCAAGGCCGGGAGCACCAUGCCGGGCGAGCUGCACUGGGAGGUCGGCUACUUCGGCAAGACGCAGUUCCGCCGCGCCCUGCGCACCGACGGCCUCGACCCCAACCUGCCCCUGGCGCUGCGCGACAGGAAGGAGAUGCAGGACGACAAGGGCAGCCUCGACACGGCCGAGGAGGACGCCGUCGCGCACACGCCGCCCGACCCGCUCUGGCCGAGCGGGGUGCUGAGCGUGGUCGUGCACCAGAUCGUCAACCUCGAGCUCGCCAACAUCAAGGGCUCCAAGGGCGGCAAGCGCUCCGGCGGCCGCGAGUACGAGCCGGCGCGGCCCGAGGCGGGCGAGAUCAAGGAGGAGGAAGGGAAGAAGCUGCCGAGCGCCUACUGCACGGUGCUGAUCAACGACGAGCUCGUCUACAAGACGCGCACCAAGGUGGUGUCGUCGCGCCCCAUCUUCGAGGCCGGCACCGAGCGCUUCAUCCGCGACUGGCGGUCGUGCAUCGUCACCGUCACGGUGCGCGACUCGCGCAACCGGGAGCACGACCCUAUCAUCGGCGUCGUGCCGCUGCGCCUCUCCGACGUGCUCCAGACCAGCAGCCAGAGCACCCGCUGGUACCCGCUCGACGGCGGCAUCGGCUUCGGCCGCAUCCGCCUCAGCCUCCUGUUCCGCUCGGUCGAGCUGCGCCUCCCGCCCACCCAGCUCGGCUUCGGCGACAUCGGCACCUUCGAGUUCACCUCGGACGCCCUCACCGCUACCGGCGGCCACCACCCGUCCCAGCACACAAAGAUCCGCAUACGCACCGGCGGCAGCUCGGCCACCGUCAAGGCGCACGCCUGCCGGCGCAGCGACGACGGCACCGGCCUGACCUGGGACAUCAGCGGGGGGGCGCACCACCCCAGGUCGUCGCGGCGCGUCCGCCUGCCCGUGCGCUUCCGGUACCGCUCGCCCGUCUUCUUCGAGUUCCGCCCGUCGUCGUCGGGCGGGCCCAGGCGGCGCAAGAAGGCCGACGCGGCGUUCGCGUCCCUGUGGCUGCAGGACGUGCCGGACGGGGAGGAGCGCGACUUCGACCUGCCCAUCUGGCGGUGCGACAACGGGAUGCGGCUGUCGCAGAACUACAUCACGCCCGACAACGUCGGCUCGGUGCCGGACCUGCGCGUCGAGGAGGUCGGCCGGCUCCGCUUCCGCGGCCGCUUCAAGCCGGGCACCGACCGCGACCACCUCCGCUUCGUCAGCGACAACGACUCGCGCGAGACCAUCGAGUCGUGGGAGGCCUGCUUCGCCGAGGGCGUCCGCGCCGAGCACGUCCGCCCGGAGGUGCCCCCCGCCGUGCAGCGGCUGCACGAGGAGAGCCUGACGCACGGCCGGGACGUGCUGGCCAUGGCGCCCGAGGAGGAGAAGAAGAAGUGGCUGGCCAAGGACGGGACCGACUGGACGGGCGCGUUCGGAGAAGAUCCCGCCGCGCUGCUGAAGAGGAAGAAGCAGCUGGACGGCGAGGCCGGGAGCGUGGACGAGCGCGGGGAGCCGACAACACACGGGCGGGUGGUGGACGGGGUAGAAGUAGAAAACGGCGAGGGCGAAGAGGAUAGCAGCGGCGACGAAGUCGAGGAGGAGGAGGAGGAGGAGGAGGAGGACGAAGUGGACCUGGGCAUCGACGAUGCCACGCAUGACCGGGCAAAGCAGCAGCGAAACAGUGUCGGGGGGCCCAGUGAUGAGGGCGGCGAGGGGAACUAUACUUGGAGGAAGGGCGGCGAGGGCGGCGGCGGCUCCUCCUCGCGCAAGUCGACCGACAGCAAAGCCACGGGAGCCACCGACGCCACCGGUCAGCCGGGCAGCAGCAGCAGCAAGAACCCGAUCAAGCAGUACAAGGACUACCGCACCCGGAGCCGGGACCUGCACCGGAAGCACCGCGGGUUGAUGCAGUGGAAACCCAUGCGCAACAUCCAGUUCGCAAAAGAUGAGGCCGUGUUCGCUACCAGGAGGCUGAUGAAGGUCGGCAGCCUCAGCGGGCGCAAGCCCGAUGUCGAGACGGAGGUUUGAGGGGCAUGACGCUUUAUGGAGAGAGAUCCAUACUUUCUUUCGCUUUUAUUUCCUGGGGUCGGCGGUGGUUUUGGUCGGCAAUGAGAUGAAACGGGGAAAUUAAAAGAGGGAGAGAGAAGGAAGACAUGGAAAACAAGACUUAACAGAUAUUCAAUAUCGGCCUAGUAUGCAAGUCUUCUUUCGCUUUCUCGGCCGUAAUAAUUCGUUAUUUUAGGUAACCGUCGUAGCUAAGGAACGCCAAUUUCAGAAAUUGUGUUCUAUCAUCAUCUUUUCAUUCUCAUGUCGUUGGGUUGCUGUUUCGGGGCAAAAAAGCGGAAAGCAUCCACAGACUUUGUACGG
Molecule: messenger RNA, 4361 nt
Organism: Thermothelomyces thermophilus ATCC 42464
Lineage: Eukaryota; Fungi; Ascomycota; Sordariomycetes; Sordariales; Chaetomiaceae
Exons: 3
Coding region: 192-4022 (1276 amino acids)
Molecular function (GO): lipid binding
Source: RefSeq, a predicted model, not a curated record